AUGGCCGACGACGGUACUCCUCAGGGCGACCAGGGCGCUGCCCCGUCGACCGAGCACCUGAACAUCAAGGUUACGGACAACAAUAACGAGGUCUUCUUCAAGAUCAAACGCUCAACAAAGCUCGAGAAACUCAUGACAGCCUUCUGCGAGCGGCAGGGCAAGAACCUCCAGUCCGUCCGAUUUCUCUUCGACGGCCAGCGUGUCCAGCCCACAGACACUCCCGAUGCACUCGAAAUGCAAGACGGUGAUACCCUCGAGGUGCAUCAAGAACAGGUCGGCGGGUCGUGCUGA
Molecule: messenger RNA, 291 nt
Organism: Microdochium trichocladiopsis
Lineage: Eukaryota; Fungi; Ascomycota; Sordariomycetes; Xylariales; Microdochiaceae
Product: ubiquitin-related domain-containing protein
Exons: 2
Coding region: 1-291 (96 amino acids)
Biological process (GO): protein sumoylation
Cellular component (GO): septin ring; nucleus
Molecular function (GO): ubiquitin-like protein ligase binding; protein tag activity
Source: RefSeq, a predicted model, not a curated record